Messenger RNA from Leishmania braziliensis MHOM/BR/75/M2904, 361 nucleotides. RefSeq lists its product as hypothetical. The transcript has a single exon. NCBI's taxonomy places the organism in Eukaryota, Euglenozoa, Kinetoplastea, Trypanosomatida, Trypanosomatidae. The annotation marks the transcript as partial. The record is from RefSeq and is a predicted model, not a curated record.
AUGGCACUGCAACGCUACCAACUCAGCUGGUCGGACCAGCUGAUGACGCGGGUGGAGGCACACCUCCGCGACAUCCACAGCGUGCUACACGAGUACUACGAAAGUUGUGGCUAUCCCACGGAGGUAGAGACCCGCCACGUGGCGAUCAUUCAACGGGCAGUGACAGGGGCACGAGAGGAAAGCGAGUUCACCACCGUUACGGCGGCUUCUCCCGCUCUUCAGUUGGACGUCGUCAGUCCCGCCGGUAGCUUCUUGCUUCGCACGUGCGUUCACGACACACCGUUUCCUGAGCUGCACGCGCAGCGCGGAGUGGGCGCAGACUUGGUGCUCUCCAUUCCUGUCAACCGCUGCACCGCUGCAG